Molecule: messenger RNA, 1017 nt
Organism: Lachnellula hyalina
Lineage: Eukaryota; Fungi; Ascomycota; Leotiomycetes; Helotiales; Lachnaceae
Gene: npgA
Product: 4'-phosphopantetheinyl transferase
Exons: 2
Coding region: 1-1017 (338 amino acids)
Cellular component (GO): cytosol
Molecular function (GO): holo-[acyl-carrier-protein] synthase activity; magnesium ion binding
Source: RefSeq, a predicted model, not a curated record
AUGGCUUCAAACAACAACAAGAAAGCGGAGCCACAGAUCGUCCAGUGGCUCCUCGACACACGCAACUUGUGGCCCGCUUCCCGAGCGUUGGCUCUCCUUUCUUCUUCCGAGCAAGAAGCUGUGCUCAGAUACUACCAAGUCAAAGACGCUAAGAUGAGCCUUGCUUCUCAUCUACUGAAGCAUCUUGUCAUUACAAAAUACUGCAAUGUGCCAUGGUCAAAGAGCAAGAUAUCUAGACAGCCGACACACGGGAAACCGUGUUACAUUCCAGAAGGCGAUGAUCACAUGCACAUUGAUUUCAACGUCAGCCAUCAAGCGGGGAUUGUGAGCCUGAUUGCUGCCAUAGGAUUCGAGAAUCAUGUUGAUGUUGGGACAGAUGUGGUAUGCGCGAAUGAAAGAUUAGUUCAUGAUUGUUCCAAUAUCGACAAAGAGGGAUUCUUCGCCUGGGUGGAUAUCCACAGCGACGUGUUUGCAGAUUCAGAAGUGAAUGACAUGAAAUUAUCGCCCGUCUCGACAAGGUCGGUUGGAAUAUUGGAUGGAGAAAUCGAGGGUUAUGCAAAGGAUACGCUGUCACGAUGUCAGUGGAGGAACAGAAAGCUCGACAUAAAGGUCAUGACAGGAGGUGGCGUUCCAGAGGUGGUGGAAUUGUCAAGCAACGUGGUCAUCGAAGCAAAGCUGCGGCGGUUCUAUGCUAUGUGGUGCCUAAGAGAGACCUAUGUGAAAAUGACUGGCGAGGCACUACUUGCUUCUUGGUUGAAGGACUUGGAGAUCUCUAAUGUGCAAAUCCCAGCAGCAAAAGAAAGCGCCGACCCGUUUUCCUUAGAGGUAGGAGACAUUGCCCAGGAUUUCAAGAUGAUUUUCAAAGGGAAGCCAGUCAAGGACGUGAAUAUGGAAUUGUCCGCACUAGGAUCCGCGUACAUGGUAGGAGGCUGCGUAAGACCUUUAGCGGUGAUGGGAAAGUGGCUGGAGUUGAAUCUUGAGACGGAUGUCCUAGAUAUUGCAGAAGCAAACCCCUAA